Messenger RNA from Galleria mellonella (greater wax moth), 3735 nucleotides. RefSeq names its product protein transport protein Sec23A (gene Sec23). Gene Ontology annotation, cellular component: endoplasmic reticulum exit site; COPII vesicle coat. Gene Ontology annotation, molecular function: GTPase activator activity; zinc ion binding. The record is from RefSeq and is a predicted model, not a curated record. Gene Ontology annotation, biological process: intracellular protein transport; COPII-coated vesicle cargo loading; COPII-coated vesicle budding. Bases 171 to 2492 code for a protein of 773 amino acids. The transcript is spliced from 14 exons. Lineage: Eukaryota; Metazoa; Arthropoda; Insecta; Lepidoptera; Pyralidae.
UCUAUGGGUCUGAUUUGACAAUUGCCAAAUCAGCCAGGACUUCUCGUUUAUUGAAUAUCUUUUUAGUUCUGUAGAAAUACAACAUUUUUAUGAAUGAAUGCCUAAUUAAAGGGUAAUACUUCGCAUAUAUGGCCUACUUAUAGUCGUCGAAUGUACUCUUGAUCAGCGAUAUGUCGACAUACGAAGAGUUUAUUCAGAACAAUGAGGACAGGGAUGGCAUACGGUUCACCUGGAACGUGUGGCCAUCUAGCAGGAUUGAGGCAACAAGGCUUGUGGUACCUUUAGCCUGUCUGUAUCAGCCGCUAAAAGAACGCCCAGAUUUACCACCAAUACAGUAUGAACCUGUACUCUGUACACGUAAUACAUGUAGGGCUAUCUUAAAUCCAAUGUGCCAGGUUGAUUACAGAGCCAAAUUAUGGGUGUGCAACUUCUGUUUUCAAAGAAAUCCUUUUCCCCCACAAUAUGCUGCUAUCUCAGAACAGCAUCAACCAGCAGAACUCAUACCUAAUUUCUCGACUAUUGAGUAUACUAUAACUCGUGCCCAAACAAUGCCACCAAUCUUCCUGUUAGUAGUCGACACAUGUCUGGAUGAGGAAGAGCUAAGUGCAUUAAAAGAUUCUCUACAGACAUCACUGAGUCUGAUGCCACAGAAUGCACUAGUUGGUCUCAUUACUUUUGGUCGUAUGGUGCAAAUUCAUGAAUUAGGCACAGAAGGCAUAUCUAAAUGUUAUGUCUUUAAAGGAACAAAAGAUUUAUCUGCUAAACAGAUUCAAGAGCAAUUGGGUAUUGGUCGUGUUAACAUACCAAAUCCACAGCAGCAGCGUCCUGGAGCACCUCCGGCCCAGCCACCAGCUCACCGGUUCUUGCAGCCAGUGAAACAAUGUGAUAUGGCACUGACAGACUUGCUUGGAGAACUUGGUCGUGAUCCAUGGCCACUCGGUGUUGGGAAACGUCCUUUGCGAAGCAGCGGAGUGGCAUUAUCUCUAGCUGUUGGCUUAUUAGAAGUUACAUACCCUAAUACAGGCGCACGGAUUAUGCUGUUCUUGGGAGGGCCAUGCUCUCAAGGCCCUGGUCAGGUUGUGAAUGAUGAGUUGAAACAGCCUAUUCGAUCUCAUCAUGAUAUUCAUAAAGAUAAUGCUAAAUAUAUGAAAAAGGCAAUUAAGCAUUAUGAGGCUCUGUCUUUGAGGUCAGCUACGAAUGGGCACUCUAUCGAUAUCUACUCCUGUGCUCUAGACCAGACUGGUCUAAUGGAAAUGAAACAGUGUUGUAAUUCAACAGGUGGUCACAUGGUCAUGGGAGACUCAUUCAACUCAUCACUGUUCAAACAGACAUUCCAGAGAGUAUUUGCCAAGGACCAAAAGUCUGAAUACAAGAUGGCAUUCAAUGGAACACUAGAAGUUAAAUGCAGUCGAGAAUUGAAAAUCACUGGUGCCAUUGGUUCUUGCGUAUCUCUAAAUGUGAAAGGCCCGUGUGUAUCAGAUCAGGAAGUUGGUAUGGGCAAUACAUGCCAAUGGAAAAUGUGCACAUUCACACCAAGCACCACUAUGGGCAUAUUCUUUGAGGUGGUGAAUCAGCAUGCGGCGGUACCGCAGGGCGGUCGUGGCUGCGUGCAGCUCAUUACGCAGUACCAGCAUUCUAGCGGGCAACGCCGAGUCCGCGUCACCACAAUCGCGCGCAAUUGGGGCGAUGCAGCAGUGAACCUGCCCCAUAUAGCGGCCGGUUUUGAUCAGGAAGCGGCCGCUGUUGUUAUGGCGCGUCUGGUAGUCUACCGCGCUGAGCUGGAGGACGGACCCGACGUACUGCGCUGGCUCGAUAGGAUGCUAAUUAGACUGUGUCAAAAAUUCGGCGAGUAUGGCAAAGAUGACCCGAACAGCUUCCGUUUAUCAGAGAACUUCAGUUUGUACCCGCAGUUCAUGUAUCACCUUCGUCGCUCUCAGUUCCUACAAGUGUUUAACAACUCCCCAGACGAGACCACUUUCUACAGGCACAUGCUAAUGCGCGAGGACUUGACGCAAUCGUUGAUCAUGAUCCAGCCAAUCCUGUAUUCGUACAGUUUCGAGGGUCCACCGGAGCCGGUGUUACUUGACACCUCCUCUAUACAGCCAGACCGUAUCCUACUUAUGGAUACAUUCUUCCAGAUACUGAUCUAUCACGGAGAGACGAUAGCGCAGUGGCGUGCUCUCCGCUACCAAGAUAUGGCGGAGUAUGAGAGUUUUGCGCAGCUGCUUCGGGCGCCGAUAGAUGACGCACAGGAGAUCCUGCAAAGCCGAUUCCCAGUGCCGAGAUACAUCGACACAGAACAUGGAGGUUCACAGGCCCGAUUUUUGCUGUCGAAAGUGAAUCCGUCCCAGACGCACAACAACAUGUACGCGUAUGGCGGGGCGAUGCCGAUACCAUCAGCGGACGGUGGCGCCCCCGUGCUGACAGAUGACGUAUCGCUGCAAGUUUUUAUGGAGCAUCUGAAAAAGUUGGCGGUCUCUUCAACUGCAUAACAAUAUUAUACAAACAUCGUGUGUCAGCAGAACUGAUGUUUGCCCCUAAACAUAUUUAAAACUCAUUGGAAAUAUCUGUGCACCGAUUUGAAUUUGAACACGGAAUUGUUGGCAAUGAAUUUGUUUUUAAAAAAUGUCACGUUUUUCUUAUUCGAAGCCAACGCUGAGUGUGAAUAAGAUUGAGUAUAGUUAGUAGUUUCUCAGUUGAUUACGGUAUAAGCGAGAUAGUACACACGAAAUGGUCAUAUGAGUUCUAUUGUUUAUGAUUUUAUGUUCUGAGUUGCAGGUUGUAUAUUAGUGCAAGUUUACAUUGGGUCAAUUACCGACUCCAAACUCAUGCUAGGUCAGAAUUGACUCGAUACUGUUAACUGUACUGUUCAAAUUACUUGAAACUCUGUACCGUCAAUACAGACUCGAAAAUGAUGUUGAACAUUUACGGACUUACUGCGCUAGCGGUUCUGUCUAAACACUUAAGUAAGUCACUGGAGCCGCGUCGUAAUGAAAAUUUCAUUAGUAUAAUAGAUGCAACAAUUAAACAGUGAGAAUUUCGACAGUUUCUCAUUUUUUCUCUACAAGUAAAAAUAUAUUUAAUAUUAGAACUCUUUGUCUAACAACGUGUGUAUAUCUCGAGAAAUAACUAGAGUACUUACUCCAUGUAGCACUCAUUAGUGCCCUGCCAGCAUAUACUGAUAAUGCAGGCGGAGUUGCCGCCAUUAAGAACAGUACGUUAUUCGGUUUUCUGCGCAAACAUUAUCACCCAUAAUUGAUUCGUUUAUAAGUUUUUAAAUCCGCAAUGGGCUUCAUAAACGGUCAAGCAGUUUAAACAUGAAUAUAUUGUACUAUAUCUAUGAGUUAAAGUAAGACUGAGAAACUUCCGUUUAUGGAGUCCAUAAGAGCGGAUAAAUUCAUUAUGUGAACUUAUAAAUCUAGCUCAGAUACUUCCAAUGGGUAUCUAUAGGUUAUGACAAUUUGUUUUUUUUUUUACGACGAGUUUUCUAAGUUGCAUACCUAACUUAAGAUUAUUCGAGUUUUGCAAUAGGUAGUUUAUCUGUAUUUUAUAGUAAAAUGUUAUAUAAUUGGAAUGAAUAUAUUAUCAAACGGUUUUAAAUUUUAUUACAAUUACAAUGAAUGUAAGGCAGAUGUUAGAACUGCAGACAUUAUUUCCAUAGUCUUCUCAAUUUAAGUUAUAUUUUCUACAAAUGUAAAUUAAUUAAUGGCAUUAAAUGUAUAUGAAUUAAUUAAA